Molecule: messenger RNA, 3641 nt
Organism: Nylanderia fulva
Lineage: Eukaryota; Metazoa; Arthropoda; Insecta; Hymenoptera; Formicidae
Gene: Mat89Ba
Product: nucleolar protein 6 Mat89Ba
Biological process (GO): tRNA export from nucleus; rRNA processing
Cellular component (GO): small-subunit processome; UTP-C complex; CURI complex
Source: RefSeq, a predicted model, not a curated record
AUGGCGACGUGAAAGCAUUUGAAAGAAGGUUAGGAGUAUAGUUCGAGCAUGUUAUCCAAAUCGUAAACUACACAACAAAAGAAAAAUAAAAGGGUUUUCUAAGUUGAGCAUGGCAAAGUACAGUGAGCAUAACAGUGAUUCUAAUGAGGAAGUAGAAGAGAAAGAAAUGGAGCUGGACGAUAGUAAGAUUGAAUCUCCUAUAAUGAAUCAAGAAAAGAAAAGACAGAAAGUGACUGAUGAAUUAACUGAAGUGGUGCCGAAAAAGAAAUUUAAAAAUAAUCUUUAUAAGCAGCCAACAGCUGAUGAACUCAAUCAACUUAGGGAAACUGAGAAUUUAUUUCAUUCCAAUUUGUUCCGGCUACAAAUCGAAGAGGUUCUCAAUGAAGUAAAGCUUAAAACUAAAUAUAAAACGCUAUUUGAAAUUUGGUUCAAGAAGUUGAAAGUCUCAAUUGAAUCUAUUGAAGAGACUGAAGAAAUUCUGCUUGGAAAUAAUAAUUUGGGCGAUAAAUUAGGCGUUCAUAUUCCUAUGCCGCAUGUACCAGAAGAAAGUAGAUGUGUUUUCAAAUUUUUAAAACCAUCUAACAUUAGUGUGAUUGGAUCUUAUAAUUCAGAAUGUAUUCUCGGGCCUACCAUUACCGUCGAUGUAAUGGUGGAAAUGCCAGCUGAAUUAUUCCGCAAACAAGAUUAUCAGAAUUACAUAUAUUUCAGAAAAAAAGCAACAUAUCUGGCAUUUAUAACAUCAGUCAUAGGAAGCGAACUUGCAGAAAGCAAGAAAUUUAUUGGCAAUGACUUAAGACCUUCCUUGAAAAUUCAGCCUACUGGAAAAUUGAAUAAGAAGAUAGAUGUAAUAAUACAUGUAUCUGCACAGGAAACUAGUUUUAAACUGAAUAGAUUUUUACCAGAAAAGAAUAGUGUUAGACCAGCAUGGUAUUUUGAUAAAAAUAUUUUGGAGGAUGCAUAUCUACCGCCAACUCCGCAUUAUAAUUCUUUAAUACUGUGCGAUUUAGUAAUGCUAAGAAUAAAUUCUGAAGUUGCUCAAAUAAUAAAAGAGUAUCCCAAUUUAAGAGAUGGUAUAAUUUUGCUUAAGAUAUGGUUGCGCCAACGCGAAUUAGACAAGGGAUACGACGGCUUUACAGGUCACAUUGUCACAAUGUUUGUGAUCUAUCUGUUGCGCAUCAGAAAGCUCAAUACAUUUAUGAGUAAUUAUCAGAUUGUGCGAAAUGUCUGGAUUUGUUUAGUACAUGGAAAUUGGUGCAAGGAUGGAAUUACCAUGUCCGAGGAUAAAGACAAUCAGAAACAAGUUUCCCAUUAUCAAAACUUUUACGACUGUGUAUUUCUUGAUAAUACUGGCUAUCACAAUUUUGCGGCGAAUCUAUCGAAGGAUACUUUCUCAUUGAUACAGAGGGAAGCAGAGCUUUGCCUAAAUCAUUUAGAUAAUAUACAUGUGGACAGUUUUCAAGCACUUUUUAUGCGACGUGUAUCAUUUCAUAGAGCAUUUGAUCAAAUUUUAUGUUUCGAGAACAGGACAGUUUCAGAAAAAAUUUAUGAAAAAUCCAGCAUUGAUGACAAAAUUAAUUAUGGACCUAAUAAGCGUAGUCAAGUGAUUAAGUUACUUGUUGAAAUUUUGAAGAAAGGUCUAGGACAUCGAAUUAAUCGAUUGUGCAUAUUACCUAGUGUAUCUAAGGAAUGGGAAUGCACUCAUGAUAUGCCGGAUGAUACUGGAAUGCUUAUUAUUGGAUUAGAAUUAAAUCCUGAAAUAUGUUUUGGCAUUGUAGAUAAAGGACCUGAAGCUAAUUUAGCAGAAGCCGCUGACUUUAGAAAUUUUUGGGGCGUUAAAUCUGAAUUACGUAGAUUUAAAGAUGGUUCUAUUCGUGAGGCUGUGGUUUGGUCCAAAGGCAAGUCUCUGUCGCACAAGAGAACAAUAUGCAAAAAAAUAAUAGCGUUCUUGUUAAAAACGAAGUUUAAUAUCCUCAAAGAUCAAUAUUUGCAUAUUGCAGAUCAAGUAGAAGAUUUGCUGAAGUUGCACAAGUACAAAAUAACACAUUUUGUAUACGGCACUGGUGAGGAAGCUACACUUAAAGUUCUACGCUUUAAUGUUUUGGAGAAGAAUUUGAUGUCGCUUAAUGAUAUGCCUUUGACGAUCAACGGUGUUCAAGGUUCAAGCCCGGUUUUCCGAUAUACAGAAGUCUUUCCGCCACUUGCCACUGUUCAUCGGAGCAUUGAUGAUGUCACUGAAGAAGACAAAAAUUGUUUAGUUCUUUCUAAGAAAAUCACGAAAUGUCCCGCAUAUGUUCACGCGCUCGACGCAACGUUACAGUUGUCAAUCAGUGGAAAGUGGCCCGAAGAAUUGGAAGCUAUUAGAAAAACGAAAGCGGCAUUUCACAUACAAAUCGCGGAAUGCCUUAGAAAGCAGUAUCAAUUAAAAGCACAGGCCAAUCCUUCAUACAUAAAUGUGUACCAGGACGGAUGUUUUCGAUUAAGAGUGGCGCAUCAAAAGGAAAUCGCUUUAGUGAAGCAAGUCAAGGAAGAUGGAGUAAUUAAAUACAAAGACAAUGAAGAAUCAAUCGAAUUGGAAAAUAAAUUAUUCAAUUUACCAAAACUGAGUAGUGCUUUGCAUGGAUUGCAUUCUCAACAACCAUCGUUUGGUCCCGCUUGUUGUUUAGCAAAACGAUGGCUAUCAGCACAUUUGUUGGAUGAUACUCACAUACCGGAAGUUGUAAUUGAAUUGCUUAUGGCGUCGAUAUAUCUAAUGCCAGAGCCUUAUAAACCAGCUCAAAUGCCACAAGUGGCAUUUCUACGAUUUUUGGAAGUUAUUGCAAGAGCUUAUUGGAAUAUUGAUCCUGUCAUCGUUAAUUUCAAUGGCGAAAUGACCAAUGAAGAAACCUCUGCUGUACAAACAUUAUUUAAUACAACUCGUGCUUCGUUGCCACCUUUAUUCAUAUCUACUCCUUAUGAUCAGCAGAAAUCCUUGUGGACAAAGAAAGCACCAUCUCAAUUAAUUUUAAAUCGCAUAAGUGUGCUCGCAAAAGAAUCAUUAAAACUAUUCGACGAUAUGUUGUUCAAUAAUAUGGUGCUGGAUAUAAAAUCUAUAUUUCGUCCUUCGUUAAAAGAAUACGAUUGUUUAUUAUAUCUGAAGUCAAAUAUGAAUCCCAGAAAAUUGCAGGCAGUUGAUGUACCCAAUAACAUGGAAAUGGUAGAUCUACAUCCAUACAAAGCACAUACACUUCAAAAAAUUCCAAUCACGGACUUUGAUCCUGUGCAAUGUUUCUUGAAAGAUCUAAGAGAUGGUUACGGUGACUAUGCUUUAUUCUUUCAUGACACUUUUGGUGGUGCAGUAAUCGGAGUUCUGUUGAAACCCGCUAUUCUCGAGCAGAAGGAUUUUAAAGUAGCAGAUGUUAAUUGUAAAAAAUUAAACAUCGAUGGCAAACUUGUUUUAAAUAUAUCGGCAAUGAUCGAAGACUUUUAUAUUUUGGGAAGAAGUAUUAUACACACUAUCGAUGUGCCGAGUAAAAGAUUUUCUUUAAUAAGAUCAUAAUUGAUUACAUAAGGACAUUUAAACUCGAAAAUUUAUUUCGAAGUUUGUAAAAUGUAUGAUCUACUGUAAAUAUAGAAAAUAAAUGUUUUAUUACAAAGAAAGAAAA